UCGCGCGGGGGCUGCCCCCUCCCCUUCCCCCCACCCUGGGCGGGGGCGCGCGAGAAGCGGUGACGUCAAGGGGCGCGCUGUGGCAGCACCUCCCCGCGCGCUAGUUAAAAAGAAGAAGAAAAGAGGGAGCGAAACAUGAGAGGCUGUGUGAGAAGCUGCAGCCGCCGGCAGAGGAGACCUCAGCAUCAUCUACAGCCCAGCGCUGACCCUGCCUCCGCCUACCCCGCCGCCGCCGUCGCCGUUUCUGUUCCUGCUACUGUACCACCUAAACAACUCCCGUUACAUGGACAAGUGAACAUCUGUGGCUGUCCUCUCCUUUUCUUCCUCUUCUUCCAACUCCUUCUCCUCCUCCCACUUCCCAGCCGCAGCAGAAAGCCCCUAACCCAACUGACACUGGCACAACUGAAAACGGUGUCAUCUGCACAACUUUAUCUCGCUCCUCGGGCUCCCCUAAGGCAUUGGACCCAUCGCCGCGUCUUUCAUUUUUUGCAAAGUUGCAUCGCUGAACGUAUUUUUGUCCCCGUCACCUCCCUCUGCCUCUGGAGUGCCCUGCAGCCCCGCAGCCUCCUCCUGGAGCUGCGCCUUAGUGCCUCUGCUGGGCAGUGGCGUUCCCCCCCAUCCUCCCGCGCCCAGCCCCUGCUGCUCUGGGCAGACGAUGCUGAAGAUGCUCUCCUUUAAGCUGCUGCUGUUGGCCGUGGCUCUGGGCUUCUUUGAAGGAGAUGCUAAGUUUGGGGAGAGAAACGAAGGGAGCGGAGCAAGGAGGAGAAGGUGCCUGAAUGGGAACCCUCCGAAGCGCCUGAAAAGGAGAGACAGGAGGAUGAUGUCCCAGCUGGAGCUGCUGAGUGGGGGAGAGAUGCUGUGCGGUGGCUUCUACCCUCGGCUGUCCUGCUGCCUGCGGAGUGACAGCCCGGGGCUGGGGCGCCUGGAGAAUAAGAUAUUUUCUGUUACCAAUAACACAGAAUGUGGGAAGUUACUGGAGGAAAUCAAAUGUGCACUUUGCUCUCCACAUUCUCAAAGCCUGUUCCACUCACCUGAGAGAGAAGUCUUGGAAAGAGACCUAGUACUUCCUUUGCUCUGCAAAGACUAUUGCAAAGAAUUCUUUUACACUUGCCGAGGCCAUAUUCCAGGUUUCCUUCAAACAACUGCGGAUGAGUUUUGCUUUUACUAUGCAAGAAAAGAUGGUGGGUUGUGCUUUCCAGAUUUUCCAAGAAAACAAGUCAGAGGACCAGCAUCUAACUACUUGGACCAGAUGGAAGAAUAUGACAAAGUGGAAGAGAUCAGCAGAAAGCACAAACACAACUGCUUCUGUAUUCAGGAGGUUGUGAGUGGGCUGCGGCAGCCCAUUGGUGCCCUGCAUAGUGGGGAUGGCUCGCACCGUCUCUUCAUUCUGGAAAAAGAAGGUUAUGUGAAGAUACUUACCCCUGAAGGAGAAAUUUUCAAGGAGCCUUAUUUGGACAUUCACAAACUUGUUCAAAGUGGAAUAAAGGGAGGAGAUGAAAGAGGACUGCUAAGCCUCGCAUUCCAUCCCAAUUACAAGAAAAAUGGAAAGUUGUAUGUGUCUUAUACCACCAACCAAGAACGGUGGGCUAUCGGGCCUCAUGACCACAUUCUUAGGGUUGUGGAAUACACAGUAUCCAGAAAAAAUCCACACCAAGUUGAUUUGAGAACAGCCAGAGUCUUUCUUGAAGUUGCAGAACUCCACAGAAAGCAUCUGGGAGGACAACUGCUUUUUGGUCCCGACGGCUUUUUGUACAUCAUUCUCGGUGAUGGGAUGAUUACACUGGAUGAUAUGGAAGAAAUGGAUGGGUUAAGUGAUUUCACAGGCUCAGUGCUACGGCUGGAUGUGGACACAGACAUGUGCAACGUGCCUUAUUCCAUACCAAGGAGCAACCCACACUUCAACAGCACCAACCAGCCCCCUGAAGUGUUUGCUCAUGGGCUCCACGAUCCAGGCAGAUGUGCUGUGGAUCGACAUCCCACUGAUAUAAACAUCAAUUUAACGAUACUUUGUUCAGACUCCAAUGGAAAAAACAGAUCAUCAGCCAGAAUCCUACAGAUUAUAAAGGGGAAAGAUUAUGAAAGUGAGCCAUCACUUUUAGAAUUCAAGCCGUUCAGUAAUGGUCCUUUGGUUGGUGGAUUUGUAUACCGGGGCUGCCAGUCAGAAAGACUGUAUGGAAGCUAUGUGUUUGGAGAUCGUAAUGGGAAUUUCUUAACUCUCCAGCAAAGUCCUGUGACAAAGCAAUGGCAAGAAAAACCACUCUGUCUCGGCACUAGUGGGUCCUGUAGAGGCUACUUUUCCGGUCACAUCUUGGGAUUUGGAGAAGAUGAACUAGGUGAAGUUUACAUUUUAUCAAGCAGUAAAAGUAUGACCCAGACUCACAAUGGAAAACUCUACAAAAUUGUAGAUCCCAAAAGACCUUUAAUGCCUGAGGAAUGCAGAGCCACGGUACAACCUGCACAGACAUUGACUUCAGAGUGCUCCAGGCUCUGUCGAAACGGCUACUGCACCCCCACGGGAAAGUGCUGCUGCAGUCCAGGCUGGGAGGGGGACUUCUGCAGAAUCGCAAAAUGUGAGCCAGCAUGCCGUCAUGGAGGUGUCUGUGUUAGACCGAACAAGUGCCUCUGUAAAAAAGGAUAUCUUGGUCCUCAGUGUGAACAAGUGGACAGAAACAUCCGCAGAGUGACCAGGGCAGGUAUUCUUGAUCAGAUCAUUGACAUGACAUCUUACUUGCUGGAUCUAACAAGUUACAUUGUAUAGUUUCUGGGACUGUUUGCAUAUUCCUUUCCAAUGGGCAUUUAUUUUUUAGCCUGUCAUUAAAAAACAAAAAACAAAAAACAAAAAACUGUUAUCCUGCUACACACUCCUGUGAUUUCAUUCUCUUUUAUUAAUUUAAAAAUGAUUUCCAGAAAUGUGCAGAUCCUCUGUGUGUAUGUCAGCAUGUUUGUUCACAUAUGCACAUACACAUACUCAUAAUCCCUAUAUGCGUUGUUGCUUAACAGAUGAUUUUUUAAAAUAUAUACUUCCUUGGGCAGAGUAAUUUACACCGAAAUUCCACUGUAAAUUGAUAACGGAUUUUUUAUGUCACUAGAAGAGAUUAUUUGACUUCCCAGGAAUUUUCUGUCAGUAAUCACUAAAGUCAACUUUAAUAGAGUUUUGAAACAUUACUGUGCAAUCUGAUGGAUCUAAUAAAAAAGGUAAUAUUUUUAUAUUAAAGUACUAUAGUAGGAGAGAAUGUUUCAGAACUCCCUGAUGAAUUUCUAAGUGAGCAACUUGAUAUAAAAUUGUAAUCUUCAUUUUUGUCAGUGUAUCCAAUUACAGAAUGUUACACUUACCUUUUUAUUGGCUGAGAAAUCUGAUUACUUCGUCUUGAGAUUUCAAGAUUGUUUUCAAGUGUUGUAUAAUUAAAUCAUAACAGCAUAUUUUAAAAUCAGUCUUCCUAAAAAGUCUGCUUUCAUUGUAUAUUUUAUUUAACAAUAGGCACUGGGUUUGUGUUACAUAUUUAUAUAUUUUAUUUUAUUUUUAUAAUAUAGACAUCACCUAGAUGAAACACCUUUACCUUGUCCUGUAAAACACUAAAGUUACAUUUUUCACCAACUUAAUUGGAAAGAAGGGGAGUGAGAAAGCAAACAGUCUUUAAUGUGCUGUGGAUCUAAUCUAGCAAGGUAUCCUUGUGCCAACAUGUAAUCAUUAACGACGGAAGAAAAAGCAAGAAAACAGCCAAUUCUUAUAAAAUUCCAGCAUUAAACAUUUGUAAAGUGCUUUUCACCAUAGCAAGACUGUCAGAGUCCAUGUUAUUAGAAUGUUGCAGAUUUCCACUGAAUCGAACCUCACUGGAGAAGAGCUCACUUGUUUUUAAAAAAAUCUUGGCUAUGUAAGCUGUCACCUGUACAAAUUUUUAACAUAAUAAUUCUUGCCAAAUACGACUUUAAAUGUACGUGUUCCUUCAGAACUCAAUGAAAAUACUCUUUGGUUAAUGUAUCAAUAAAUUUUCUGUAAAUGUUCUGUUCAGGGUUUUAAAGAGAUGACAUGUUCUGACUUAAAACUGCAAAAAGUCUAGUAGAUAUUUUUCUUCAUGGUUUUCAAAGCCAGCUCUCCACGUUUGGAUUUUAACAAAAUAUAAGGCCUCUUUGCACUACUGAAAAAACACAUCUACUCAUGACAAGUGCAUACCCACUAUGGCUGUCCUUCUUCUGUAAACAUCCAUUCCUCUAGAAUCUAAAUUGUAGAGCAGUAUAGAUUAUGCAGCACCAGCUGACUUUCUAAACCUGCUCCUUACCUUUAGGAAUACAAGCCUCAAUUUAAAAAAUACAUUGUAGCUAGUAUUUCUCUACUGUUUUAAGGUGAGAGAUUUGCAAUUAAAGCCCAGUAAGCAUUUAUAUAGAAGCCACAAUGUAGAAAGAUUGGUUAAGUACACUGCUCUUGUCUGCCAUAUAUGAUUACUUAAGUUUCAAGUGACCUCAUGCCAAAUGGAAAUGGGUUGAGAAAUCUUGGUUCAGUGCUUAGUGAACAAUAGCCUGCAUUAAAAAGUGCAUGCAUAAUUUUGCACAAUUUAGAUUCAAUUGACAGUCUAUUCAAAGAAGUCUCAGGAUUAAAUGAGCAUGGAGACCAAAUUGCCCUCUUACCCCAGAAAAGGGGUGGUCGCUUCUAGUCACACUAACACUUCAUUGGCCCAACAGUGUGACAAAUCUUGCAAUGAACCAUGCAGUAGCCUGCAUCUGUAGGUUAAUAGCAAUCUUUUGUCUCCAUUGCUUUCUCUUCAUAGCCCUUUUACUGAAUUCCAUCACAGAAAGUUUUACAAUUAAAAAAAAAAAUGUCCUGACAACCAUUUUUGUAAAUGGACCUUACCAUCUAAUCGUCCCUUAUUCAACGUGGGUGACAUUAACAAAAUGUGAACUUCUUGUGAGGGAGCCAGCUGUCUAAAUCUGUCAAAUCGUGCAGUUUUAUUACACAUUCUCCAAUUCUUCCUAGCUUCCCUGAAAACAAUAAGGAUACUGCUAUAUAUUCAGUAAAAUCUAAAAAAAUCAAGCAUUUCUUCUUACAUCUUUAAACUUUCCAUCUCCUCCCCAAAAUAAAAGGUGUUCUAUUGCCAUUAGUUCUACUGUUUUAAAAUAUCUAUAUUAAGUUGACCAGGCCCAGAUUUUUUAUACAGCUUUUUCCCAAGUGAAAGAUUUUCAAGUGACUUAGAAAAACAUAUGUGCCCCAGGUGUCACUGCCUUUCCUUUUGUGAGUCGUUAGAAUAAAAGACCAAAUUCUUCUCAAGAGAAGAUAGCAAGAUCCACGGAUAUUAAACCAAGCAAAGAAAGUAAAGUCAUUGAAGUCAUUUCUUUCUGUUCUUAGGAGAAAAGUAGAUAGCACUGGCUAAUUGAUGGCAACAUAUUUUAAAUUAAGUGGUCAAUUCAAAAAAUCUCUUUGACCUUUUCUUUCAAGUAGAUUUUUUAAAUGCAUGACUGGAGAAUUCUCUUCAAUGAUUCAUGAUGAGAGGCAGGUAGGAAUUGGUUAAGAAGUAAUAGCUAGGAAAAAAAUAUUGUUUAAUCACAAGAAAGGCAACAUCUGCUCAGUUCAUAAAGCACACAAUCUCAAAUGGAAGAAAUAAAGGUUCUUCGUAAGAAUACUGAUGCAUAAGAUAAAAACAAAAUAAUGCAAAAGAAAAAUGUAUAUUAUUAUUCCCUUGUCCAUUCUCAAGUUUAAGCUGUGGUUGUCAGUUGAAUGUGAAAUGACAUUAUAGUUGUUUUAAAUGGUUGGAAAUAACCUUUCUACUACUGUUUCUGCCACACUGCUGUCCUGGUUCAUAAAACCUUGUUUUCUUGACAGUUAUUUAGGUAAUAAAAGGAACACCAAUUGGCAGAUAAAUUUAAGUGAAAAGGAGAAAAGAUUUAAGAAAUUGAGUGAUGGCUAAAAGUGCUUCCAUCCAUAACUUUUUUUCUUGGAUUUUUUUUCAAUGUAAUUAUUGUAAAAUAUAUUUUUUAUUUUAUCACAAAGAAUACUCGGAAGUUUUCUCAGAUUGAUAAGUAUCUCAUAAAGAGUAGAGAAACCAACACAUACAAUAUAUACACACAACCUAAAUAGAAAACUGUUCUCUUUGUUAUUUGCAUCCCCCAGCGCAGUUACUUCUUCCCUGUUUAUUUCUUUGAAAAUAAUUACAAAACAGUAUACUAACAAUUUUAAUCCAUUUGCUGUUUUUUGUUUUGUUUCAUUUUGGUUUUGUUUGUUUUUGUUUUUGUUUUUGAGAUGGAGUCUUGCUCUAUCACCCAGGCUGCAGUGCAGUGGCACGAUCUCGGCUCACUGCAACCUCAGCUUCCUGGAUUCAAGCAAUUCUCCUGCCUCAGCCUCCCGAGUAGCUGGGAUUACAGGCACCCGCCAGUAUACCCAGCUAAUUUUUUGUGUGUUUUUCGUAGAGACAGGGUUUCACCAUGUUGGCCAGGCUGAUUUCAAACUCCAGACUUCAAGUGAUCCAGCUACCCAGGCCUCCUGAAGUGCCAGGAUUACAGGCAUGAGCCACCACGCCCAGCCUGCAUUUGCUUUUGAUAUUGUUUUUAUCUCUGAGUUAUAAACUAUACAAGCUUUACCAGGUGUAAGGUGUGAGGUUAGAUGCUACAUCUAGGAGCGUUUAAGAUAUACAUUAAUUUAAACUUUUAUUAAUCCAACUUUCCACUAAAACUCUUAGCUUUGAAACAUAAAAGAGAAAUCAAGCCCAGAUUUUUAGAGGAAAGCUAAGGUAUACCAUUGGCAGUUGUAGUUUUAAUUGUAGUUGACUGAUUAACCAAUUAGUUUAUAAAAUGUUACCUAUAAUGUCUAUGUUCUCUUCCUCUCCCUCCCUCCUUCUCUCUCUCUCUCUCGCUCUCUCGGCUAAUAUACAUGUGCAUGUGUGUGUGUGUAUAUACAUGUAUAUAUAUACACAUACAUAUAUAUACAUAUACACACAUACAUAUAUAUAUAUAUUCUUUUUCCUUUUAGCCACUUCCCUCUCCUGCAUUUUCUAUUGGUUUUGCCUAAAUAGACGUGUUCUCAAUACAACCAUGUUGAAGGUAUCCUGGGCUAGACUGCUAUUGAUUUUGCUGGUUAUGAUCUUUUCUUUGUUUUUCUGAAAAAUAGCCUCUCCUGGUUCCACAUUUUCUCAAAUUCUAUGUAACAAAGAAGUGGAUAGUAAACAAAUGACAUGCUAGGCUGAUCUAUUACAAUCAUUGAAAGAAAUAAGGAAGAGCAGAAAUCUCUACCAGUCCAGAUGCUCCCAUUCAGCUGCUCUAGCAUAGAUACAGGAAAGACCUGGAGAAUAACACUGGGGUUAGCUAACAGCAGGGAAAGUUAGCAGCUAUUUCCUAGCCAAGGAACAACCUUCUCUAUGGAAUAAUUUUAAGAAAAUUAUUCCAAAUCUGUGAGAAAAAAAAAUAAGCAGCCGUUCCUCAAUGGAGACUUUAAAAAUCUUAAUUUCCCUACCCCUGAGAUUUGAAGUUGCAGAGGACUCAGACAGAAGUCCCAUGGCAGAAAAUGUACAUAUUUUUAAACUACUCCCAAGAAGUAAACUAUUACUGUGAAUGCUGGCAAUACCAUCAGAAAGUUUAUCUUUACAAUACCUAAAAAUAAAUAUAUGUUUGCUAUCUUAUCCUUUUUUUGUCACACCACCAUAAAUUGGUCAUACAUGUAUAACCAAAUUGAUUUUUUAUAUAUAUGUGUGUGUGUGUGUAUAUAUAUAAUAUGUAAACAAAUGACAUACUAGGCUGAUCUAUUACAAUCAUUGAAAGAAAUAAGGAAGAGCAGAAAUCUCUACCAGUCCAGAUACAUACAUAUAUAUGUGUGUGUGUGUGUGUGUGUGUGUGUGUGUGUGUGUGUGUAUAAAACCAUGGAACCUGCCAAACACUAAUCCUAGCCAACUUCAAUCCUUCUUUCUCUUAACUAUCUUCUCUGAAUAAGUUCUGGACAUCACCUUAAAACAAGUUUUUAGAAGAGUAAUAUAUAUUCAUGGGAUUGUGAGGGAGCAUUGUACAGCUGUUUUCUUCUCGGUCACUGUGGUGAUUUUCCUAGAUGCUAUGAAAAGGUUUGUUCACUUAUGAGAUUAGGACUUUUCUUAAAUUCUUAAAUUCCUCAUUAAAUAUGAACCUAAGGUAUACUCGUCAUUUACCUUGACUCCCAUAUAAUUUGUAUAGGUCAUAUAUAAGUCAAUUGACAAAAUAAAAAAAUAAAUAAUUGGAUUCCUUCUGUCAAUAGAAAGCCUUGUGCUUAAAACCUGUUAUUCUUUCUUGAGCCAGACUAAACAGUAACAUAAAAAAAUGGUAUCAGCCUAAUAUUAAAUCUAAAGUUACUUCUCACAUACAUCAUAAAGUCAGCCAUCAUCUUUCAUGUAGGAUUUCUUGAGGUUUUCUUUUUGCAUAUAUAGAUCAUGUGUUACUUAAAUCCAAAAUACACAUGUAUAUAUAUACAUAUAUAUGUAACUUAAUAUAAAUGUAUGAUGAGUUAUCUCAAUUGACUAUAAUCUUCUAAGUCAAAAAGAAAAUAUUUCAGUACAUAAUAUAAAAAGAACUGAACAUUAACAGUAAUGGGAAAUUCAUAAUGGCUAAAUAUGAAAUAAGCUUUGUCUUUGCAGUUACAAACUAAUUCUUCUACAUUUUCCCUCUCACUAAAAAAAAUAACUAAUUGAUAGUUGCCAUUCACAUGAACAAGGUAUGAUCAGGUUUGGGAUCGUACGCCCAAAACCUAUGUUUCUUUACCUUAUAUUCUUAAAACUUGAGACAUGAUUUUUCUAGAAUAAAUUAAGAUUUCAUGUACAAUAGAGUCCUUUUCCUAAUACUGUUAUGGAGAAACCAAGUUGACUACCUUAUGAGAGAUCAGAUAUUUCCCUUGUCUCAUUAUAUUCACAGCAUAUGUUUGGACAUGCAUUUCACCAAGAACCAUGUAGUAAUAAGAUAAAUGGUAACUGAGGUACUGUGAAAUUUUUAGAACUUGAUUCCCCAGGACAUGCUAUAGUAAACUAAACUAUUUAUCCAAAAGUAACUCAACUAAUUAAAAUGAAAAAAAUUAUUGAAUCACAAUGAACAAACAUAAAACAACACUUAAAUGAGAAUUCUGCAUCUUUUUUGGUCUUAUCUGUGAUUUAUUUUUUCCUGUAUUAAGGAAAGGUUAUCUUUAUCAUUCUUCUAAUAUGUUUUGGUUUCUCUAAUGGUUCAUUUUCCUUUAGGUUGUGGAAAAUUAGGGCAGCUUGUCCGGAACCUUACUCACAAGAGACACCAGGACCAACCCAUGCCUAGAUUUCUGUUAAUAAAAGGGAGAAGUGUAUUUGAACAGGUAGUAAAGGCAGGUACAAGUUUAAGGGAGCAGGGUUAACAUACGUACUAGGUGAGAUUUCUAUAAAUGUCUGAAAAGUUACAUGCAUAGUCAUUGGCUCAGGUAAUUUCUCUGAAUUUGAACUUAUUUGAUUUAUUUAACCAAGUUAUUAUAAUAUGCAGUUCUCUUUAAUCAAUCUUCUAUUAUUCAAUCAUCUAUCCAUUUAUUAAUUCAAAAAAUAUUUAUUAAAGUGCCUACCAUGAUUAUGUGCUGUAGAAAAGACAAGGACAUUUACUAGGGGGGAUUGUGGGCCCAAUGGGCAUCAUGAGCAUGUUUGAAGCAAAAGACAAUAAUCACAUCCAACGGCACCAGUUCAGCUCAACUUUAGAAUUCAGCAGUAAUAGUACAGAUGGCCUAAAGUACAUCUGUGUGUAUCUGUACAUGUGCACACACCCAUGUAUAUAUAUUUAUCUAUCUGUACAAACACUACAUAUGUAUACACACUAUCUAUGUAAAAUAUAAUAUAUGUAUAAUGCAUAUAAAUUCUAACAAGUGUAUUUGUGUUAUCUUUAAAAUAGAACAAUUGUAUCUUGAAGUGGUAAAUGCAGAGAAUUGGUUUUAUUGUUGAUCUGUGGAUUUAAUGAUUUUUAGGUGAAAAGGAUGUUUAAGUGUACAAUUUCUUUCUUAAUUUAAUAUAUUUAUGUAAAUGCAUGCCUGAAAUUUGGUUAGAUUGACUGUGUUUUGUGUCUUUUAACGUGAUCAAAUGAUUAAACUUUAUCUUAUGACUUGA
Chlorocebus sabaeus (green monkey) is the source of this 10046-nucleotide messenger RNA. RefSeq names its product hedgehog interacting protein (gene HHIP). Lineage: Eukaryota; Metazoa; Chordata; Mammalia; Primates; Cercopithecidae. The record is from RefSeq and is a predicted model, not a curated record.